GAAGGAGAUAAAUAUAGUGGAUAAAUGUUUAGGGUUAGUAAAUUUCUUUUCCCCAAGCCUUGCUGCGAGGAAAUUACUCGCACUGCACGACGUAUUCAGUUAAGACCACAGGAAUAUUAUGCUCAACACCGAAUGCAAUCGUGGCAAAUGAGGUUCAAGGAAAUGGGUCCUCUGUACUCUAAAGUUUGGGUGGCUCUUGGUGGAAAAAUGAGGCGGCGGCGCAUCGGUCGCCAGAUUGACAUCAAAGAUCUUCGCUACUAUUGGCGUCCUAUAGAACCUCAGUACCAGCGUUUGUAUAUGUCGAGGCUGCGUCAGAAAGGACGCAGCAAUAUAAAGCGGAUUCCAAUGCGGCUUCGACCUACUAACACAGAGUUAGGUAAGAUUACCUCGUCUAAAGAGUGGGAACGUGCGAGCCAUCGUAAAUAUGGUGCCAUGCAAGCACCACCAAAAAAAUUAGACUUUGAAUUCCGCGUUUUUUAGUUCUUUUUGGAAUUUUUAUUUUGUGUGAAAAGUAGUCAAAUUAUAUUUGCUGCACUUUAAAGAAAUAUUUUCUGACUGGAAGGUAAUAUUGAUGCUAUAUGAGUCAAUACGCUACAAAAAGUAGUGAUAAUAGUUGGAAUUCUUCCCUCCAGACGACUUCUAUAGAACGACACUCUUCCAGUUUCUAGGCUAUCACUACUUCAUACAUUUACCAUUUUAAAAAUAUACACAUAUCUAACAAUUUUCACCAAUUUAUGGUUGACAUUUGAAGGUAUAUAAAUUGUAGAUAUUUAUUUAUUACGGUAAUUCAAUGAUUGUUAUUAUUCUUUCCAAUCAAAAAGACUUUAUUGCUUCCAUAUUUACAAUUGAACUUUACUGACAAUGUUAGUACAGCCAAUGAAGCUUAAUGCAUGUCUAGCGUCAUGCAACUAACAGGUUUGUCAUGGAAAUAGUAA
Molecule: messenger RNA, 935 nt
Organism: Phytomonas sp. Hart1
Lineage: Eukaryota; Euglenozoa; Kinetoplastea; Trypanosomatida; Trypanosomatidae
Source: the annotation of a GenBank genome assembly